This is a messenger RNA of Emiliania huxleyi CCMP1516, 372 nucleotides long. RefSeq lists its product as hypothetical. Gene Ontology annotation, molecular function: peptidyl-prolyl cis-trans isomerase activity. The transcript has a single exon. The record is from RefSeq and is a predicted model, not a curated record. Lineage: Eukaryota; Haptophyta; Isochrysidales; Noelaerhabdaceae. The annotation marks the transcript as partial.
GGGCUCACCUACAAUGUGAUCAAGUCCGGCAAAGGCGGCCAGCCGGCGACAGGCGACCUGAUCGCGAUCCGCUUCAAGGGCACGAUCAAGAGCUCUGGCCAGGUCUUCGACGACAUCAUGGAGUCGGCGGAGGCGUACUACUUUCGCGUCGGCAGCGGCUCUGUGCUGCCCGGGGUCGAGGAGGCGGUCAAGCUGAUGCACACGGGGGACGUGUGGGACUUGACGAUCCCGGGCAAGCUCGCGUUCGGGGACAAGGGCCGCUCCGCCUCGCCCGGCAAGCCGCGCAUCCCCUCCAACGCCGAGAUUGGCUUCCUGCUCGAGCUUGUCGCCGUGCCGGGCAAGGACGACGAGCUGCUUGAGGUGACGGGCGGC